AUGCUUCAGAGACGACUUCAUGUCCAGCUUUAUUCCUUCAAGGCUGUAGAAGAUUCCUUUCAGCAACAAAUGGUAAUGCUUCAGAGACGACUUCAUGUCCCAGCUUUUUCCUUCAAGGUUGUAGAUUCCUUUCAGCAACCAAAUGGUAAUACUUCAGACGACUUCAUGUCCCAGCUUUAUUCCUUCAAGGCUGUGAAGAUUCCUUUCAGCAACCAAAUAAUAAUGCUUCAGGAGACGACUUCAUGUCCCAGCUUUAUUCCCUUCAAGGCUGUAGAAGAUUCCUUUCAGCAACCAAAUAAUAAUGCUUCAGAGACGACUUCAUGUCCUUCAAGGUCUUUUUCAUUCCUUCAAGACACUUAUGUCCCAGAUUCCUUUCAGCAACCAAAUAAUAAUGCUUCAGAGACGACUUCAUGUCCCAGCUUUAUUCUUCAAGGCUGUAGAAGAUUCCUUUCAGCAACCAAAUAA
Acanthosepion pharaonis is the source of this 465-nucleotide messenger RNA. The record is from the annotation of a GenBank genome assembly. NCBI's taxonomy places the organism in Eukaryota, Metazoa, Mollusca, Cephalopoda, Sepiida, Sepiidae.